AUGACUAUUGCUAUAAGAUGUGUGGAUAUUGAUGAUAUUAUUGUCAAGGUGCAUGAGUUCUUUAUUGGGUUUAUAAAUGUUGAAGACACGUCGGGGCUUGGACUUUUCAAACGACUAGAAGAUGUUUUGAUUGAACUUCACCUCAACAUUGAUGAUAUAAGAGGACAAGGUUAUGACAAUGGCUCCAAUAUGAAAGAAAAGCAUGAUCAAAUUGGGAGGAUAGAAGCUAAAGGCUUGUGGAUGUAUACUUUAGAAGAUUUUGAGUUCUUAAUUAGCUUAUGCAUUUGGUACAAACUUUUAGAUAAAGUUAAUCAUGUUAGUAAAUUGCUUCAACAAGAAUAUAUGGAAAUUGAUGAUGCAAUUACAAGAUUGAAGGAGCUCAUUAUAUAUUUUGAAAAUGUUAGAGAAUGUGGUUUUGAAGAUUUGAUGGAGGAAGCUAGAACACUUGCACGUAAAGUUGGCAUUGAUCCAGUGUUUGUUCAAAAAAGAGUUUCUCGAAGAUCGAAGAAAUUUGAUGAGGGUGUGAAUGAUUAUGCCCAUGGUAAUCAAUCAUUAGAGGAUAAAUUUAGAAUUACAUAUUUUCUCCGCAUUAUAGACCAAGCUCUUACAUCGCUUCGGGAUCGGUUUGAACAACUUGAACGUUUUGAAGAACUCUUUGAAUUUUUGUUCAAUGGAAAUUCAAAAGUGUUAGUGAAGAGCAAUUGA
Molecule: messenger RNA, 705 nt
Organism: Impatiens glandulifera
Lineage: Eukaryota; Viridiplantae; Streptophyta; Magnoliopsida; Ericales; Balsaminaceae
Product: zinc finger MYM-type protein 1-like
Exons: 2
Coding region: 1-705 (234 amino acids)
Source: RefSeq, a predicted model, not a curated record